This is a messenger RNA of Aspergillus oryzae RIB40, 927 nucleotides long. RefSeq names its product DUF4448 domain-containing protein. Lineage: Eukaryota; Fungi; Ascomycota; Eurotiomycetes; Eurotiales; Aspergillaceae. The coding region runs from base 1 to 927 and encodes 308 amino acids. The transcript has 2 exons. The record is from RefSeq and is a predicted model, not a curated record.
AUGAGGUCCCUCGUUCCGUUCCCUAAAGUCAUCGCACUAGUGACCACGACAACUGCUCUCUAUAGUCAUUGCCUUGGCGCUGCGGUACAAGGAACAGAUGAACUCGGACCUAGCCCUGCGGUGGGUUGGAUUGAAGAGUCCAAAACAACUGCGCACCUACAGACAAAUAAUGCUUCUCCGGAUGAUUUCCCCGUCUGUACUGACAUCGAUGGUCCCUUCGCACCAUUCUGUCUGCCGCAGGAUGGAGCCGAUGUGAUAGUAGACGCCACCUACUAUGUUACCUGGAAUGCCGAUUUCUAUCCGCUCAAUGCUUCUAUUACUAUUGAAAUGAGAUACUCAAAUUCCACCGUUGGAGACUCCGCGUUCACAUCUGAGAAAACGGACAACAGCUACGGCUAUCUUCCCCUCCACAUGCGCAAGGAAUGGCUCCAAGAGAAGGCGCACAAUGAUUUGACCUUUUACCUUAUCGAACUGAACCCUGCGUCAGGCACACGAGCGAGUAUCCGAAAAGGACCGAGGAUCACACUUCAUCCUAAACCAGUAGAGCACUACAAACCUUCUCCUCCCAUGACCUUCAACAAACGAGCCCUGUUUAUUGGCCUCCCGGUAAGCCUCAGUGUCAUUAUCGUUGUUGUGGCUGGUCUAUUCUUUGGCAUGCGGGAGAGCAGAAGGAUUGGACUCGGGAGUGUUAUGGGAUCUCGAGGUAAAGGGUACGGGAUUGGGAAAUCUAAGAGCCAGCGCCUUCGGAAAAGUAGAAGCGAAUUCUAUCAUUCCAAUGCUGCCUCGGCGUUGAAAAAAUAUACGGACGACACCGACUCAGGCUUGUCAGAAGUGGCAGAUCCCGACUUACAUAGCGAGAUUGAGCGCACUGCAAGAUUUGCAUUUAGACAGGAUUCGAUGAGGUUAAAGAGCUGGAGGAGACAAUGA